UUCGCGCAAAGCUCAGCGUGGGAUCUCUGUCUCUCGUUCCUUUCUCGCGACACGUGAAUUCUCUCGUGGCUCUCAAAAUUCUCUCGAAAAUUAGAGUGAAUCCGCACAAAUUUCAAGUAAAUUUGGAAAUUAUUGACGGUGUGAAGUUCAAAAAAUUGGCCACUGUUUUAGCGGAAGGAAGAAAAAAUAACUCGAUUAUUGCUUCGCUCGAAGAUUUCAAGUAAAUUUGGACUAUUUUCACGCAGAUUUGGAAAAUUACCGACGUGUGGAUCUCAAAGCAAUAUUUUCGUUGUGUUACAAAAGACCUUCGGUGCUGCUGACCAAUUCCUAAAUUUCUUUUCGAAGAUUCUUCGCUGCGGAUUUUAAGAAACACACAUUUUCGAAUUUUUUUGAUUUUUUGGUGAGGAAAAUACUGACGAUAUAAUUUUUCAAGAGAAUUCUCGGAAAAUUGUUACUGAUAAGUGGAUUUAAAGUUUUCGCAACUCAUUCUUGAAGUUUCUUCAGAUCGUUCAAAACACCGUCCAGUUGGCAAUUUUUCAAAUUUUUUACAGCGAUCACUGAAAACUGAAGAAAAAAAUUUUGGCCAAAAUUAUUUUUAACGCAAACUGAGAAUUACAUCUGAAUGGACGUGACAGCUUAAGUAUAUAGUCAUUUCAGCCGUGAACUUUUUUCAUUAGUGAGUUGCUUGGGGUCCCCUCGGGUAUUUUGGAUCAGGUGAUACCGCGUGGUUUUUGAAAAUUGCAUCUCAGUUAAAAAGAUCUGACAUUCGUUUUUUUCGUGGAAAUGCCGGCAAGAAUUUUUGACUUUUGACCUUUUUGGUGCGAGAUAAAUCAUUUGUGAAUUUUUGUCAAGAAAUUUCUGACAACACCACGUAGCCAAUUUAACUUUUUGGCAAAUAAUUUAAGUCUCAAAAAAUUUUCAACUUUACUACGCUCUAUUCGAAGAAAGCUGUUUUGUUCGUGGAAAUUCUGCACACCCGAAAAAUUUCUCUCCGGCUGCGGCAAUUGUGACUUUGUGAAUUCAUUUUUUCUGUUAUUGUAGCUGCCCGGAUUUGUCUAAUUACACGUGAUUUGGUUGUCUAAUUUGUGGUUUUACGAUUUCAUUUACGACAUAAAAUUACCUAGCGGCUGCCAAAAUCGCCAAAAAAAGUUUAUGAACCCUCCGUAGGUGCAUACGUCCGUUUUCUAUUUGGAAAUCAUUAUUGAAGUGAAUUUUUUAAAAUAUUAAAAAAACGUGACCUAGAGUGCAAUUAUUGGUUGAGUUGAAUCAUCAUAGCGUGAUCCGAAGAGCCCAUACUUGUGAAAGAUGUCGCCAUCGUGAGAAAAUGGAAACUCAGAGAGUGAGAUUCAGUUUGAUCCAUUAAAACCUGUUCAGCCGCUCGAGUUGAUCUUAGAACUCUUCUUAGAAUUUUUUUGAUUAACAAGACACGAAAAAGCCACAGAUGCUGCAAUUCUUCGAGAAAACCCUGGACAACGAUUCGAAUGCCGCCUUCAUGAUGAAGAUGAGCAAAAUCGGGAACCAAACCAACUCGCAAGACCCGCAAGCCGUCAACUCGCGGGUUUUUGUCGGGAACCUCAAUACAUUCCAGUGCAGCAAAACAGACGUCGAACGAAUGUUUCAGAGAUACGGUCGCUUGGCAGGAAUCUCAAUGCACAAAGGCUUCGCGUUCGUCCAGUUCACGAACCCGUUUGACGCAAGAAGUGCUUGCUUAGGAGAAGACGGCAGAACCGUCUUAGGUCAAAUUUUAGAUGUAAAUCUAGUUGCGGAGCCAAAAGCCCACCAGACUGGCAGAAAACGACAAAAUUUGACUAAGACUGGAAACGACUGGGAGUACUACUAUGACAGCUACUACGCGUCACUCUUCUCACAACCGAGGUUGGUGCCUCCACUCAAGCGACCGCGGCUCAUGCUGUCGGCUACGACGAAGGCCUCAAAGCUAGCCCCCCCGGGACCCGCCAAAGGACCCCCCUCCGGCCCCCUCCCCGCCGCCCAGCAGAAGGCCCCCGGCUCCCCAACCACCGACAGCGGCACCAUCAAAACAUACAGCAAUCCUGACAUCCUGAUCUGCGGGAACUGCAGAGACAUGUUCACGGAACUCCAGGAUCUUUUGGAGCACCGAAAGACCCACUGUAAACUGCGUUUUACGUGUAAAUGUAGGACGACCGAGAAUUCAUCACCGACAAAUGCCCAGUUGGAGAGCGAACGAGAAGCGAAGGCAUCUUUGCUGUGCGUGCAGUGCAAAGACUCAUUCCAAUGCGCGUGGGACCUCAUGGUGCACGUUCAGGCCGCUCACAUGCUCAACAUUUACGAGCUCGGGGUCCCGCCCAAACAUAACAACGGUCUCGAGGCUAUGAAUAACGGCAAAAUUCCCAGCUCAGAUCUCACCAAUGGCGAGGCUUCGGCGGAGGAGAUGACGUCAUCGCAAAAUUGCGACGCCAAAUUCAUCUCGACGCAGAUCACCUCGCAACGCUCUCCAAGCUCGGACUCGCUAGGUGAGGCGUCUGAAAAGAAUGAUGCGUCUCUCCUGCACGUUUUGACAAACGGCGAAUCUUAAGACCUCGAGAUCUCCGGACGACUCCGGGUCCUCCGGCCUACGAUGAUGACCAAUGGAGUGGCGUGAAUUGCGAUAUAUCGUUUGUUAUGCCAUUUAAACCUAUGGAAAAAGAUCGAUUAUCAGGGUGUUCGCAGCGAACACCUUAGUCAUCGAUUCUUUACCAUAGUUUCAAAUGGCAAGAUAUCGAUAAUCGAUUAUUCACGCCACGCCACUGAUGAUGACCCGCGAGUUGCAAUGUUGUGGACCACGCAAGCAUCAAGAGUACCGCUUAUUCAUUCCUCAGCGGCGUUUCUGAAGAACGCGAUGACCAAAAAAGAAGGGGAAAAAUAAACACAUGAAGGGAAUUGUUUUAAAAAGAUCAGCUUGGAGACUAGCGUAAUGUAAGAGGUAGCGAACAUUCAUAAAGGGAGAUUAUUGUGAGGUUGUUCUAUACUACCGUCCAACGCAAAAGCGCCGUACAAAUCCAUUCCAGCGGGCCGAUUAUUGAAACUGAUGGACAAGGCUAUAGACUAAGAAGACGUAGGGAGUAUGGAGCGAUCCUAUUGGUUGAAAUGGGUGGUUCCUGU
Bemisia tabaci is the source of this 3120-nucleotide messenger RNA. RefSeq lists its product as uncharacterized. Gene Ontology annotation, molecular function: DNA-binding transcription factor activity; RNA binding; RNA polymerase II cis-regulatory region sequence-specific DNA binding. Gene Ontology annotation, biological process: regulation of transcription by RNA polymerase II. NCBI's taxonomy places the organism in Eukaryota, Metazoa, Arthropoda, Insecta, Hemiptera, Aleyrodidae. The record is from RefSeq and is a predicted model, not a curated record. Gene Ontology annotation, cellular component: nucleus.